Molecule: messenger RNA, 1569 nt
Organism: Talaromyces rugulosus
Lineage: Eukaryota; Fungi; Ascomycota; Eurotiomycetes; Eurotiales; Trichocomaceae
Exons: 7
Coding region: 1-1569 (522 amino acids)
Source: RefSeq, a predicted model, not a curated record
AUGAACCCCUUCUAUAAGCUUCCAAAACCUCCCAGUUUCUCUCAUUUAGAGUCAUCUAUCGUUCAAAAUGAAGUGAAACCACGGCCAAACUCGUUGGAGAUGAACAAUGUAUGGCAUAAUGCGCGGUUACCUUCUCGACAAGUUAACGAAUUUGAUCUCAAAUAUUCCCUAGAUCCGUAUCUGGAUGACUUGAGUGAUGUGGAUUCCGUACAUGGGGCUCUGAAAGCUGUUCAGAUGAAUACGCACCUUGCCAAUAAAGCCAAUUUCUCCGAUUGUACAUCCAUUCGAUGCUUGAAGGUUGACAUGGCCUCCAUAGAAUGGAAUGAUAUGGAUGAUAAUGAUCUUUCUUGUCUAUUGGAGCAAUAUCGAGAUUUGCGCGAGAGAUCGGAAAGGGAAACAGCAAAUUUACCUCUUAGUGACUCUUCAACACCAAAAAAACUGCUGGUACUAUUCGUUCCUUUGAUUCCGAUGGCUGGAACCUCGUUCGGGAAUAAGAUACCAAUUACACAAUCUCAAGCAGCAGAAGUUUUCUCGUCCCUGAAGCUGAAUCCAUUAUUCUUCUUGAAUAUGCUCGGGCGUCCAGACUACUGGGCUCCCCAGACCAGGUGGAAGUUCUCCUCACACAACCAUCUUGAAUCUUGCGACUUUUUCUGCCAGCAUCCACGGUGGAAUCUCGAUGUUCAAGGUGCCCCUCUUUCAACAUGUUUGCGAUAUGAGGUAUCCACCGGCCAGAUAAUUUAUAUCAUCGCCCACAAAGAAAAUGAUAGUAGCGUGGAAGCUCUUACACAGAUAAUUUGCAAAUCAAUACGAACGCCUGCGGAGCUAACUAGUGACCCUUUUGAUUUACACGUCCUUUUGUCAACUUUAUCAUUUGAGGCGUCCAAGUAUCACGUUACCCAUUUCCGUCGUUUCAUGUGGUCUCAGUUCAAUCGAGUUGAAGAGCAGAUUGCAGGGGUCCAAACCAAGGACCGAAAAGAACUUCGAGAGCUCACACGACAGCUACAGAUUAUCUCGCAGAAUGCAGAUUCGCAUAUUGCCAACGCCGAUGUAGCUAUGAUGUCAGCCAGGUGCAUUCAAGCAUCACAUGCAAAGAUGCACCUCGCUCUAAAGAGUCUACCAUGCAGAACAGAGAAAGCGGCAGACGCAAUUGACUAUGUAAUACAGUCUUUGGAGAAGCAAAAGCUCUGGUUCUUGAACUAUAAGAAUAGAAAAGACGGUAUGAUGAGCCUCGUUUUCAACUUGGUCACGCAGCAAGACGCAGCGAAUACCAUUGAGAUUGCAGCCGAUACCAAACGUGACAGCACUAGUAUGAACGCUAUUGCGGCGUUGACGAUGAUUUUCCUGCCUGGCACAUUUACAGCGACCAUUCUCGGGGCAGGGAUAUUCUCGGCGAAUUUAAGCGGUGAUGGGAUUCACGUCUCUAACCUCUGGUGGCUUUGGAUCGCUUUUACAGCCCCACUGACAAUUGGGGUUGUCAUUGGUUGGUGGUACUACUACGGUUUAAAGGAGAAAAAUAUACGUAGUAAGUCUCAAGAUGAAGAAGAUAAACGGAAAGAGACGCCAGUUUAG